CCAGCAAUCUCCCAGCAUCAGAACGUUCCUUCUGCAGCUCGGAGCCAUGGAUUUUGAAGACAUCCUGAAGACAGUUGGAGGCCUGGGAAAAUACCAAGCCAUCCAUAUUUUCCUAAUCUCAGUACCAGUUUUUUUCAUGGCCGGCCAUAACCUGCUUCAGAACUUUGUGGCCGCUGUACCCGACCACCGGUGUAGGGUGCGCCCGGGAGCCAACGGCACGAGGUACCUCAACGCGACAGAGGAGCCACUGAACGAGGAGCUUCUCCGGGUCUUCGUGCCCCUGGACCGGGAGGGGAGGCCGGACAAAUGCCUCCUGUACACCUCACCGCAGUGGCAGCUCCUGGGCACCAACGAGACGUGGGGGUACCGGAGCCAACCCGACACACAGGCGUGCACUGAUGGGUGGGUGUACGACCGGUCCCAGUUCACAGCUACCAUCGUGACAGAGUGGGACCUCGUGUGUGGUCAGAAGUCUCUGAAGAGGAUGACGCAGUCAAUCUACAUGGCCGGGCUGCUGAUCGGGGCCGUUGUACUGGGCAGACUCUCCGACAAGUAUGGCCGUCGGACUCUCCUGCUCUGGUCCCACUUCCAGGUAGUGGCCUCUGGAACGUGCGCCGCCUUCUCCUCCUCCUUUCCGCUCUACUGCUUCUGGAGGUUUCUCUCGGGGGUAGGGUUGUCGGGGGUGAUAAUCAAUGGAAUCUGUCUCAAGAUCGAAUGGAUUCCAACCAAGGUUCGAACUUCUAUGUCAAUGAUCAGCAACUUCUCCUACACCUUCGGCCAGCUCAUCCUGACCGGCCUUGCCUACUGGAUCAAAGAUUGGCGCUGGCUCCAGUUCGCAGUGUCCAUUCCGUUUCUUGUUUGCUUCCUUUAUUCUUGGUGGUUCGCUGAGUCUGCCCGAUGGCUCAUCGUAAACGGCAAGGCUGAAGCUGCUCUGAAACAACUCAAAAGGGUGGCAAAGAUGAACGGCCAGGAGGCAGAAGGAGAGAAGCUCACCGUUGAAGUCCUCAGUGCAAGCAUAGCCAAUGACCAGCUGCACACCAGGAACCAGAGCGUGGUCAAUCUGUUCCGGACACCCAUGAUGCGGAGGAUCGCAUGCUGCACCAUGAUGAUUUGGUUUUCAACAGGCUUUGCAUAUUAUGGGCUGUCGAUCGACCUGCAAGGGUUUGGAGUUGACAUCUACCUCAUUCAACUCAUUUUUGGAGCAGUUGACAUUCCCGCAAAGAUUUGUGCCUUCCUUACCCUGAGCCUGAUAGGGAGAAGGUUCACGCAGAGCACCUCCCUUAUCCUGGCAGGGGGAACACUGCUGGCAAAUGCCAUUAUUCCAAAAGACAUGCAGACUGUCCGGACUUCACUUGCUGCCUUUGGGAAGGGGUUUCUCUCAGCUGCCUUCAGCUGUUGCUACAUUCAUGCCGGAGAACUGUACCCAACAGUGGUCCGGCAGACAGGAAUGGGGCUUGUGGGCACCAUGGCUCGGCUCGGAGCGAUGGUGGCUCCCAUCAUAAGGAUGAGUGGUGACUACAUCCCUGUCCUGCCACCGACUUUAUAUGGCGGAAUGGCCAUAGCAGCUGGAAUAACCUCCAUCUUCCUGCUGGAGACACAUAAGGUUCCGUUACCAGAGAGGAUUGAAGAUGUGGAGAACAGGUUUGUAUUGGCCACACAUCAGUUGUGGUUUUCAAUAUAUUGA
This is a messenger RNA of Pristis pectinata (smalltooth sawfish), 1684 nucleotides long. Its product is annotated as solute carrier family 22 member 6-A-like. Gene Ontology annotation, molecular function: transmembrane transporter activity. The record is from RefSeq and is a predicted model, not a curated record. Gene Ontology annotation, biological process: transmembrane transport. The transcript has 9 exons. NCBI's taxonomy places the organism in Eukaryota, Metazoa, Chordata, Chondrichthyes, Rhinopristiformes, Pristidae. Gene Ontology annotation, cellular component: membrane. Bases 47 to 1684 code for a protein of 545 amino acids.